AUGGCCGCCACCGAAGUUCAGAACCCGCCGGCUCCUGUCGAGUCGAAGUCGGCCAAGAAGAAGAAGGCCAAGGCCGGCGAGCGCACCGAGUCCCCCGCUCCCACUUCGACUGCGACCCCCGACAAGCCUGCUUCUGUUGCUCCUGGCGAGAACCCGGACGACAUUUCCUUCAACCCUUAUAUCCGCGAUUUGCAAAAGAGCAUUCGCAACCUCACAAAGAAGAUUACCAACUCCUCGAGGAUCGAGGCCAUCAUCAACGAACAUCCUGGCAAGUCUUUGGACGAGCUGGUGGCCAUGAAGGUCAUCAAUGCCGACCAGAAGGCUGCGCACUUGAAGAGGCCCACGCUGCAGGCUCAGUUGUAUCAGCUUGAGGAACAGCUGGCCCAACAUAAGAAGCUUGAUCAAGAGUUCAAGGCUCGCCUUGCGGAGCAGGAGAAGACCCUGACGGAGAAGUUCGAGAAGGAGAAGGCUGAGGCUCUUGCGGAGCUCUCCAAGAAGAAUGAGGAGGAUGUCAAGAAGGCCCUGCACGACAACCUUCUUGUCCUGUCUCAGUUCCUUCGUCUGGCUGCUGCUCGUCGGGCGGAAGACCCCGAAGGCACUUCCGAGGAGAGUGCAGCUCUCGAGGGUGUCCUUCUCCACAUCUACUCGGGUGAUGAGAAUGCGGUAGCCACUAUGCUGAAGCUGGUGCAGGGUUCGGAGGAGCAGACACGUAGCACCAUGGGCGAGCUGCUGCCGACAACCUUUGCCCAGGUUAAGCAGGCUGCUAUUGCCUAUAACGCUUCUCUUGUUCAGACUGAAGCUCCCGCCCAAACCUCCUCUGAGGAGGCUGUAGAGGCCAAGCCCGGGCCCGAGGCGGAGCCAAGCACUGAGGCUGUUCCUGAUGCCCCAGUAGAGGAGACCGCUGCUCCUGUCUUGACCAACGGCCAUGUUCACGAGUCCUCGACGACUAGCACUGAGACGAGCUCCGGUAUUCCCCCCAAUGCAGAGGCUGGGGAUGAGGCUUCCAACGCCGCCGCUGGUCAGAGCCAGUGGGACACUGGCAACGAGGCGGCGACCUCUCAGGAACAGGACGUUAAGGUCCCCCGCGACCCUAGCGAGACCGAGACCGGCGUGAAUGCCACCCCGGCUGCCCCCUCUGCCCCGGCCAACCCACAGAGCUGGGCUGAUGACCACCCUACUGCUGAGUCGACUCAGCAGAAUAAUAACUCUGCUGCCCCUGCUGAUGACGGUUUCCAGUCCGUCCAAGGCCGCAACCGCGGCAACCGUGAGGGUGGUUGGCGCGGUCGCGGUGGCUUCCGCGGCCGUGGUGGCUUCCGUGGUGAUGGCCGUGGCCGCGGUCGUGGCGGCCAGCGCGGUGGCCUCCCUCAGCGUCCUCGCCGUGGCGGUGACGAGCAGCAGUAA
Molecule: messenger RNA, 1401 nt
Organism: Thermochaetoides thermophila DSM 1495
Lineage: Eukaryota; Fungi; Ascomycota; Sordariomycetes; Sordariales; Chaetomiaceae
Exons: 4
Coding region: 1-1401 (466 amino acids)
Source: RefSeq, a predicted model, not a curated record